AUGAAGAUGUUGAAAGAUCAAAUUCAGGGAUUGUUCUUGUUAAAGGAGCUUAAUAAGCAAGGCUUUCUUGAUGAUAAGGAAUAUGAACAGCAGAAAAAGAGUCUUGUUGAGGAAAUACUUGUACCUAUUAAUGAGAAGAAGGAGCAGGCGGUAGAUGAUGAUCACUCUGUUCCGGAUCAAUAUAGGAAAUUGUUGGAUGAACAGUCCGCAUCAUUUCAACAAGCGCUCAUCGAAAUACAGCAAGAGUUUGUACAAUUAAGAACCAAAGACUGGAAGAGAUUACAAGGCCAGCUGAAAGAACAACUCAUGUACAUGGAAGAAAGACAGAAUCAACUCAUAGCUAAAUCUAUCAAAGACCGACCUCUACCACCCUCCGAAGAGAAAUUACAUCAAACGAAUACACAAACUGAGUCUAUGGACGAGAUGAAGAUAGAGUUGCUAUCAAAAUUUGAACACAUAGAUGAGAAAAUCAGAGAUUAUAUUGAGAGUACUCGUGAGUAUAUCGAUAUGAGCGUAAAGGUAGUCAAGCAAGACCUGAUGGAACACAAGCAACAACAAAAUGAGGUCAAGCAAGAGAUACUCGGAUUACUUAGUAAGAAGAUUGAUCUAUCAGUGAGUAGUCUUACAUCCCUUAAUGAGCGAGCGUUCUCAGAGAUUGAGGUCCAAAAAAAAGACCUAGGGUUGACUAUUGAAACACUUGAUGCCAUGCAAAAAGAAUUGUCAACGAUGCCAAACAGUAUUAGGAGGGAUAUUCACGAAUACUUGAACAUUACAUUCAAAGAAGAUGUUCUCAAGGCAAUAUCAAAAGGAGACGAGUUUGUCCUUCAAAGUGUUUCUGACAUCGCAAGGCAAUACACUGAUAUUAAAGUUGACGGGCUUGAGCAUGCAAUUGAAAAUAUUGCUGAAUUGUUAAGGGAUGAAGUGGAAAAUUUGAAGGUUGAACUAGAUCAAUCCAAUGACAACUCAUCAAAAUCAAUAGCCUCUUUGCGAGAAGAAAUGAGCAAUUCCCUAAAAUUGAUAAAACAAGAGGUGGAUGAAAAGGUAAAUAUACUCGAGCAGUCCCUAUCUAGAUCCGAGGCGGCAAUGAGUUCUGAAAUUACGAACCUUAAAUCUAAGCUUGAGUCAAACACUCUAACCAUCAUGAACACCAUUGACACUAUGAGAAUCUCGUUGAACGAGAAUUUGGAACGAGCAUUUGCUAAGCUUGAGAACAAAAUUCUUGAACGCAAUGAAGAGCACAACGAAAGACUGAAAGAGACAAAACUUGAGUUAGAAACAAGGAUGAACAAUUUUAAGAAAGAUUCAGACACACAAGUUGCUUUGUUGUUGAGUCAUGUCGACAGAUUAGACAAAAGGAUCGACACUUCAGAGUUGGAGCUGAAGAACAGAGUUGAGAAAGCGCAAGACAUGUUUACAGAAAACUUGCAACAAGUUAAUGAAUUGUUGAAGAAAGCAAUGGAGGAGAGAUUCGAUAAUAUUCUACAGUUUUCUAAAGACCAGAUUGACCAAAUUUUGUCCAGAAUGAAUAGCGAGCUCGACACUGUUAAAAAUAACCAACAACAUAUGGAAGCUAGUUUUAAACAAUCGUUGGAAAGCAACGUGUCAACGUUGACAGGAUUAAUCGAUUCAUCAUUUUGUAAGAUUAAUCAAACAAAGAAUGAUCUAGAGCAUCAGUCCCACAACUUCUCAUCGUUAGUGAAAGACUUGGAACAAAAGGUACAAGAUACUGUCGCACAAAAUCAGCUCGAAAAUAAUGAAAAAUUCAUCGACAUUAAGAAUGAAUUGAAAGGCAAAGUAGACAUUCUGACUGGCAGCUUGGACGAAGCUAGAAAAUCCUUUGAAUCGAAAACAAACGACCUUAAUUGUGACAUUCAAUCUAGUAUUGAGCUAAUGACUAGCAAGAUAGAAAGUGUAAAGGUCGCUUCUCUAGAAAUUAUUGAACAAAAAUCAAAGAAUCUUGAAGAGACCAUCGCUCAAACUGGAGAAAAUCUAGGUAUCUGUUCUGAUAAACUGCAAAAAUUGAAGAAACAAUUCAAAGAAAGGCAAUAUCAAUUACAAGAGUUGGUUUCAGAUUUAAAGAAGAAAGCUGAGAACCAUAAUUUGGAAAACCAAGGUAUGAAAAUAUCUUUAGCUAAGCUGGAAGAGAAUGCAGAAAGGUCCAACAACACUUGGAGAACGGAUAUUGAUCGAAUUGACGCUUCACUGGAAAAAAUAGGCGUUGAUAUCAAAUCUCUGACGGAAUAUACGAAGACGAGAGUCAAGAGGUUCAAGUCUACGUUUGAAGCAAUUAGGUCAGACAAUGCGCAAAAAGAUCAAGCUACAUCCCAAAAGCUGGAGGAGAUUUUUUCGAUCACUUCUCAACUUGCUACUAAGCAAGAACUUUCUUCGUCCGAGUCCUUGUAUUCCAAAGAAUUGAGGACGAUUGAUGAAAAGCUAACACAAAAGCUAGACACAACUGAGCAACUUGUGAGUAACACGAAAAAUACCUUGCAAAACAAAAUUGAGGAGAUUCAAUCAACUUUGUCCACUCGCAUUGAAAGGAACACAACCCAAAUUAUGGAUCAAGUGGUAAAAUAUGAGGCAGACCUGAAAGACAAAAUUACAACAGAGAAUGAGAAGCUGUGUUCAAACCUAAAACUGGACGUUCAAGAAAAGAUUACAUCUGUUCAGGAAAAGAUGAGUGCUGAAGCAACAAAUUUCAAGAUCGACAUUCAAAACUUGGAAACGAGAUUGAAAAACGAGUUAAUCCAUUUGGAGUCAAAACAAAAGCACGAUAUUCAAAAUCAUGAUACGAAACAAAAACAAGAAAUUCAAAAUUUAGAAACCAACUUUAAACUUGAAUUGAAAACCCAUGAAGCGAAGCAAAUGAAUGAAUUGAAAUCGAUGGAGAACAAAAUCUAUGAAAAAAUUGAUGUAUCAGAAACUGAUAUUAAGGGCUUUUUGUUGUCUGCAAAGCAAAAUGUUGAAGAGAUUAGCGCAUUUCUAAGAAAUGAAAUGGAUAGAAAUACUCAAAGUUUAAAGAAUGAGUUGACUCUCCAUGAUACCAAGGUUAAAAUUCAGAUAAAGUCUGAGGUAGACUCUUUCGAAAAAGCUUUGAAAAUCCUUCAAGAAGAGAACUUUAAAGAGAUUUUAGACAAAACUGGACAUGAACAUUCAAAAUUGAGACAUGAUUUGCAAGUUGUUGAAAGCAAGAGCCUUCAAGAAUUACAAGCCUUGGAAAUACGAUUUAAACAAGAACUAAUGUCGUUGAGGGACAAACAGACGGAGGACAUUAUAUCUUUAGAUUCAAGGUAUAAGCAAGAAAUAAGUUUAGUUUCACAAUCACUCUCAUCAGAAAUUCAAUCCAUAGAAACAAAGUGUGCAGAAAAGAUAGCUGAUGGCGAACAGAGAAUUUCAAAGAUGGAGGAAAAGCAUGAACAAAUUACUGCCGAUGUGAAUUCUAAGAUUAAUAGCGAAAUUGAAACAUUGAGUAAGAGAUCAGAGGAUGAAUUGUUGAAAAUGGAAAUCAAGUUUAAGGGCAUGUUGAAAGAGACUGAAACCAAUGCCCGAGCCAUGAAAGUUGAGAUGCACGACAACAUCUCAACGGUCAGCGAAAAAAUCAGAAGUGAAAUAACGUCUGAACUUGUUUCGUUUAAAGAAAAACACCAACAAGAGUCGCAAACACUGGUUUCCAAACAAAAACAAGAUAUGGAAUCAUUUGACCUGAGGAUAAAACAUGAUCUAAAGUUAUUGCAGGACUCACAUGAAAAAGAAAUGCAGUACAUUGAGACCAGACAUGCCCAAGCACUCAAUUCGAUGGAAGCUAUUUUAAAUCAACGACUCGAGACAACGAGCAAGAGUGUUACAGAGAUUAGCAAUUCUCUCCAAAAGGAAGCAGUCAAACAUGAGCAGCUAUUGAACACAGAGCAAAAACUUGAAUCCCAUCUGAAUGUGUUGCGGUCUGACUUUGAACAGAUUAGAAAUUCUGCUCAUCACCAGUUUGGUGUGUUAAACGAGAAAAUAGAAAAUAUUUUGAGGUGUGAGUCCAAACAAGAACAAUUGAACAAGGACCUUGUUUUGAGGACAGAGCUUCUCCAAGUACAACAGCAAGUAGACUCAACAUUGGAUUUACUGAACAAGGGAAUUGACACUGUAGCAAAAUCAUUGAACGAUCUCAAGGUUAAAAUUGGUUCUGUGGAAGAAACGAGCAGUAGCAAUCUCCACAAGAUCACUCAACACCACUCAUCGAUUGAGGAACUACUUUUGCAGGAUAGAACUCUACAGGAAAGAUUGAACGAUGUUGAUCAAAGACUAAGCGAUGAAAUAGACUCAAUGAAAGCUACCACUAAGGAAUCUUUAACAGAUGUUGAAGAAACAAUGGUAAAAAAUAUUACUCGAUUCGAAACUCAAAUAGGCGAACAAAUUUCCAAAAUCCAAUCAUCUAUUGAGAAUAUCAAGGUACAAUCGGUGCAAGACGUCCAGCAAGUAGAUGAAAAACUUAUGGGCCUUCUACAACAAGAAUGUUCUAAGCUAGCAGCCAAAGAUAUUGAAUUGCAAAAUCGUCUUGAGACAGUCCAUCAUAGUCUGCAAUCUGAGAAUGAAAUUUCAAACAAAUCCAUCCAUACUCUCAGAAAUAAGGUUGAUGCCACCAUUUCCGAAAUUGAUAAUCUGGUAAAGUUACAACAGGAUUUCAAGAACGAAUAUCGAAGCGUGCUUACCAACGUUGAGAAUGCAAUCACAGAAAUACGUUCUGCAUUAAAGGAAAAUGAGAAAGAAGAUGAAGAAACAAAGAGAAUGUUUACGUCAUUUAAAGAUGCUCAGUUGGUUGUGAACAGUACUCAUGAAUCUAAGAUUUCCUCGAUACAAGGAUUUAUUGAAGAGAGACAUAUUCAAAUGGGGGACAAGCUUGAAUCAUUUAAGGAAGAGUUGCGAGAUCAAGUAAGAGAAAUAGCAGUCUCUUUACCAAUUCUAACAACAGCUGUAGAAAAAUUGGAAGCAAACCACAACGAGCUCAGCACAACGUCCUUGCAAAAUACUCAAUCUUUGCAAAAUAUGAUAGAUGAGCAAAAAAACAACAUGCACCAAGCACUUAAAUCGUUAUCAGAGGUGGUAGAACUUGAAAACAAAAACAACACAGAUGCUUUAAGCGCAUUAAGAAAGUGUAAUGAGAGACUGGAAACUAAUUUUGUGAGAGCUGAAGAGGAUAUAGAACAAAAGCUUUCUAAAAUGAAAGACAUGAUAUCUCAAAGCGUCGACUCGUUUAAGGAACUCGUUGCACAGUUAGAAGAAAAAUCAGCAACAUCGAAUGAGGUCCAUCAACUAAUUAAUAAUAUUGAGGUGAAGAUGGCUGAGUCAAAAGAGUCAUUACUUUCACAACAACGAGACUCUGUCGUUGAACUACAAACGAAAAUCAGUGAUAUCAAAGAAAUAGUUUCCAGGCAUGUUGACUCGUCGAUUCUACAGCUGCAAGGCCUUGAUCAAAAAACUUCUGAUAAAUUAGAUAUGCUCAAGAAUGAGAGCAAAGAAUUAUUGAACAACGUUGAGAAUAGAAUCAAUGACAUAAUUCACAAUGAUACGGAAAAAUACGAAACACUUCUUUCUACUUGCAGCCUUCUAUCUCGUCAAUUUGAAGAUCUUAGAAGCCAUUUAAAUACUCUACAAAACCUAUUUGAAAAUACAAGAUCAGAAAUGUUUGAGAAUGAGAAGCGAGCCGACAACUAUUGUAAACUAACUCAAGAACAAUUUGUAUCUGUGAAUAAGGAUAUUCAAGAUCUACUUCUCAAUGUAAAAACCAACUCCGACCUCAUAUGCAAGGAGAUAACGGUAAUUAAGGAAGAAGUUGAAUUGAGCAACAUAGCUUCUCAAGAAGUUUCAAAAAGUACUCUGGAGAAGUUGUCCAAAUGCUUCACAAAACUCAAUAACCUCAACGACUUGUAUUGUUUGUUAAAAGAGGAUGUAAACGGUCAGAUAGAAUCUCUAAUGAAUUUGGUGGAAGAAUCAGAACGAAAGAAAAUAGAGAAGCUGCAAUCUGUAUUGCUAUCAAGCAGCAACACAAACUCCUCUGACACGCAGUAA
Messenger RNA from Naegleria lovaniensis, 6054 nucleotides. RefSeq lists its product as uncharacterized. The record is from RefSeq and is a predicted model, not a curated record. Lineage: Eukaryota; Heterolobosea; Eutetramitea; Acrasida; Naegleriidae. The transcript has a single exon. The coding region runs from base 1 to 6054 and encodes 2017 amino acids.